GAGCAAGCAUGGCCUCGGAGCGGAGCAAGAGGAUGAUACACACGGCGGCGUGUCUCAUCAUUGGUGACGAAGUAUUGGGUGGUAAAACCGUCGACACCAACUCCGCAUGGUUCGCCAAGUACUGCUUCUCCCUCGGCAUCAAUCUGCGGCGUGUGGAGGUCAUUGCGGACGACGAGGGCGAAAUCGUCGAGGCCGUGAGACGAAUGAGCAGCAACUAUGACUUUGUCGUGACAAGCGGAGGCAUUGGACCGACACACGACGAUAUCACAUACCAAUCUAUUGCCCGCGCCUUCGACCUACCCCUAAUCCUGCACGAACCGGCUUUGGAGAAGAUGAAGCGUCUGUCGAAACCACAUCCAAGCCAGGUGAACUUUUCGUGGGACGAAGACACGCCGGCGCGGAGAGCGAAGCUACGGAUGAUCGAGCUGCCAUACGACAAGAAUCUUCCAGAUGAGGACCAGGUCAUUUUUGCCGCUGAAGAUCUAUGGGUGCCCAUCAAUGUCGUCAACGGCAAUAUUCACAUCCUACCCGGCAUUCCGCGGCUGUUCGAGAAGAUGCUGACAGGCUUAAAGCCGCGGUUAGUGCCUCGGCUGACGGAUCCAGAGGGUAAGGGCGUAUGCAGGAUUCUGUUCAGCACGCCGCUUGCCGAGAGCGAAGUGGCAGAGUACCUGACUCAGUUGGCGGGCAAGGUGAAAGACAAGGCUGUCUCGGUCGGGAGCUACCCCAGGUGGGGAAAGAGCAGGAAUACUGUGACAUUGGUGGGUAGGGACAAAGAGUUCAUGGAGUCUCUCGUGCCGGAGGUCGAGCAGAACGUUAAAGGAAGGAGGGUAACCGUCGAAGGGGAGGACGAUGAUGAGGGCAGUGAUAAGGACACAUAACUCGAUUAUAUGAACCCGACAGAAACCCUUCUGAGCCGCAGCACCUUCAGUCCAUUCUACUAACAUGCAUGUUGCGAGGUAACUGGCACGGCAUUCCACACUCACUUACUUAAUAUACGCUAUCGAGUGGCCGAUGGCUCCCGUCCCAAGGGAUCGUUGCAGGGAAGACUGUACAAUUUCGUAGGUUCUGCGGUUAUUCACGAGCUCAUACAUCCGGCA
Messenger RNA from Baudoinia panamericana UAMH 10762, 1097 nucleotides. RefSeq lists its product as uncharacterized. Bases 9 to 878 code for a protein of 289 amino acids. NCBI's taxonomy places the organism in Eukaryota, Fungi, Ascomycota, Dothideomycetes, Mycosphaerellales, Teratosphaeriaceae. The transcript has 3 exons. The record is from RefSeq and is a predicted model, not a curated record.